Apiotrichum porosum is the source of this 1749-nucleotide messenger RNA. RefSeq lists its product as uncharacterized. Bases 1 to 1749 code for a protein of 582 amino acids. NCBI's taxonomy places the organism in Eukaryota, Fungi, Basidiomycota, Tremellomycetes, Trichosporonales, Trichosporonaceae. Gene Ontology annotation, cellular component: membrane. The record is from RefSeq and is a predicted model, not a curated record. Gene Ontology annotation, molecular function: transmembrane transporter activity. Gene Ontology annotation, biological process: transmembrane transport. The transcript has a single exon.
AUGUCGUCUCUCGAGGUAACCCACCACCCAGAGGAGGAGUUUGGCUUCCGCGCCCCUUCCAUCGAUGACCGUACCGCUAUUUCUACACCCGCCGACCCCGAGAAGGCGCUUUCGCCAUCCGCCACAUUCGUCGACCUGGCCGGUGCCGCCCUGGAGAAGAGGAAGGACUCUGACACCUCCCCCUCUCUCUCGCUCACGACCGAGGACACUCUUCCAGUGACCAUUGUGGACGAGGUCGCAUCCGAGAAGGUUUCGGGCUCGGACCGCCCACAGCUUAGCCAGGGACGCAAGUGGACUCUUCUCGCCAUCUUCUCCCUUGCCAUGUUCAUUGACAUCUGGUGCUACUCGGCCUUCUUCAUCUUCACCGACCCCAUCUCGGUCGACCUCGACGUUCUCUUUGAGCAACAGUCAUGGAUCAUCACCUCGUACUCUGUCACCUUUGCCGCCUUCCUCCUGUUCUGGGGCCGCGUCUCGGACCUGUACUCCGCCAAGCCCGUCUUUGUCUGGGGCUUCGCCAUGCUCGGUGUUCUCAACCUCAUCAUCUCGUUCAUGCCCGACAAGUACUCGUUCUUUGUCCUGCGUGCCCUCGCUGGUAUCUCUGGCGCCGCCCUCAUUCCCGCUUCGUACCGCCUGAUCACCUUUGUCUUCCCUCCUGAGGAGCUCGGCAUGGCCUUUACCAUCUACGGUACCUCGGGUGCCAUCUCAAACGUCACCGGCACCAUUGUCGCGGGCUUUAUCAUGUACAUUCCCGGCUCUGGCCAGAUGGCCGCUUGGCGCUGGUUCUUCCGCAUUCUUGCCGCCCUUGUCAUCCCCGUCGCCCUCGCCGCCUUCUACAUUGUCCCUCGCCCGACCGGUAGCGAUGCCCAUGCCGACACCAAGACCAAGCUGAAGCGUCUCGACCUCGUCGGCUCGUUCAUCAUGCUUUCGGCCAUCAUCCUCCUCAUUCUCGGCCUGACUCUUGGUGCCUCUUACGGCUGGAAGAAGCCUGGCUUCCUUGUCCCCUUCCUCCUCUCGUUUGUGCUCUUCCCCCUCUUCUUCAUCUGGGAGGCCCGCAUCCCUGAGGAGUACGCUCUCAUCCCCCCCAAGACCUGGGCCAUCCCCAACUUUACCGUCUGGAUCGUCUUUGCUCUCCAGAUCUACCCUUGGUGGGGCGUCAACUUCCUCGCCCUUGUCGAAGUCUUCACCACCGUUCACGGUGAAAAGGCCAUCAUCGCUGCCGUCCGCGUCCUUCCCCAGGGCAUUAUUGCCUUUGCCGUCACCCUCCUCCUCACCUGGAAGCCCCAGCUCGUCUCGCGCCCCCGCUACACUGUCACCAUCGGUAUGGUAUUUGGCAUUAUCGGAUACGUUCUCAUGACCCGCCCCACGAGCUACAUUGGCGCCGAGUACUGGAAGUUCCUCUUCCCGGCCUUCAUCCUCGGUUCCGGUGGUCUCAUGGCUGCCUUCACCGCCACCAACGUCGGUGUCAUGACCUCUGUCCCUGCCGAGUCGUCUGGUGUUGCCGGCGCCGUCCUCCAGGUCUCCUACCAGGUCGGUUCGGCUGUCGGAUUCUCCAUCCAGGCCGGUCUCUUCACUGUCAACCCGGGAUCCAUCUCGAACCCCGCCAACGUCCACGCCUCGUUCUACUUCCAGAUGGGCUGGGCGGCCCUCUGGCUCAUUGGCUUCCUCGCCUUCUUCCGCCAGGCGAAGCGUUCCGUCUCGUCUGACGCGGACGGAGCUGAGCAGGGCAGGGUGAUCAUCACUGCUCACUAA